GGGAUUCUCACCUCUCUUUUAUUUAUUUAUUUUUCUCUAUCUUUAUAUACAAACAUAGACUUCCUCUUCUCCCUGCACAGAGAGAAGCUAGAAGCAGCACGCGCUGCAACUGAUACCCAGAGAGAGAGAUACCUCGCUUUCUUCUUUUGAUUCUUCUUCUUCUUCCUUAUUAUUAUUAUUAUUAGCUCUGUGGGUUGCGUCGUGCAGCUUGGAAUUCUGGGUGGAUUCACAGUUUCCUCCUGAAGAAGAAAAGGUAGCAGGUAGAAUAUGGGGCGGGGUAGGGUUCAGCUCAAGAGAAUUGAGAACAAGAUCAAUAGGCAGGUGACUUUCUCCAAGAGAAGGUCUGGUUUGUUGAAGAAAGCCCAUGAGAUCUCUGUGCUUUGUGAUGCUGAGGUUGCUUUGAUUGUCUUCUCCACCAAGGGGAAGCUCUUUGAAUACUCUACUGAUUCCUGCAGCAUGGAAAGGAUACUUGAACGUUAUGAGAGAUACUCAUAUGCAGAAAGGCAGCUUGUUGAAACUGCUACCGAAACAAAUGCUAGCUGGACUUUGGAACAUGAAAAGUUGAAGGCCAGGAUAGAGGUUUUACAAAGAAACCAAAGGCAUUUCAUGGGGGAAGAUCUUGAUAACUUAAGCUUCAAAGAGCUUCAGAGUGUGGAGCACCAGAUUGAUUCUGCUCUUAAGCACAUAAGGACAAAAAAGAAUCAAUUGAUGUAUGAAUCCAUUUCAGAACUACAGAAGAAGGAUAAGGCAUUGCAGGAGCAAAACAACCAACUUGCAAAGAAGGUUAAGGAGAAGGAGAAGGAAAUUGCGCAGCAGACUCAGAAGGAGCAACAGAGUCACACAAGUGUAGAUUCAUCUACUAUUCAACCACCACCAAUGCAGCCUUUGAACUUAAGAGGCAACAGAGGGGAAGAUGAAACAACUCCAAUGCAACAUCGAAGCAAUACGCUUCUGCCAGCUUGGUUGCUUCCCCACAUGAACGAGUAAACAAAGGGAGAUGAAAAAAUUUUGAUGGGCUAUGCAUAGUAAGAUGCUGGCAAGUAAGGUACUCCUAUUAAUUAUAUAAAGGAUAUAUUUUCAGUUUGUUGAUGCACUCUCUCCAAUAUAGCAUUAUUUUCCAUUUAUAAGUUUCAACUAUGUAUGUAUUUCAAGUAAAGCUCGUAUGGCAUCAACUGUCGAGUUCUCUUGUAUAUGUAAAUCUCUCUUUAUUAUUGUACUCAUAUUAUAUGUAUCUGUAUAUCCUACAUGUACCUAAAUGGAGUUAAUGCGAAAUUUUCUGAAUUUUAUA
Manihot esculenta (cassava) is the source of this 1288-nucleotide messenger RNA. RefSeq names its product truncated transcription factor CAULIFLOWER A. The record is from RefSeq and is a predicted model, not a curated record. Gene Ontology annotation, biological process: positive regulation of transcription by RNA polymerase II. Gene Ontology annotation, cellular component: nucleus. NCBI's taxonomy places the organism in Eukaryota, Viridiplantae, Streptophyta, Magnoliopsida, Malpighiales, Euphorbiaceae. The transcript is spliced from 8 exons. Gene Ontology annotation, molecular function: RNA polymerase II cis-regulatory region sequence-specific DNA binding; protein dimerization activity; DNA-binding transcription factor activity, RNA polymerase II-specific. Bases 268 to 987 code for a protein of 239 amino acids.